AUGUGGAGAUUUAAGCCAUUCAGCCACAAAGAGCAUACUGGUCUUGAAGGACGCACUGUAGAUGUUGGCAAUCUUAAAAUAAACAUUGUUAAGGCCAUUGCGGAUGGAGGGUUCUCUUGUGUCUACCUAGCUCGUGAUGUUGUACAUAUGUCAAAGCAAUAUGCUUUGAAACACAUUAUAUGCAAUGACGAAGAAUCACUUGGAUUGGUAAAGAAGGAGAUAUCUGUGAUGAAGAUGCUGUUAGGACAUCCCAAUGUUGUCACACUUCAUGCACAUGCUAUCUUUGAUAUGGGUAGGACAAAGGAGGCAUUCCUUGUGAUGGAAUUUUGUGAGAGGUCUCUGGCCAAUGUGCUGGAGAGUCGUGGAGCUGGUCAUUUUGAUGAGAAACAGGUUCUUUUAAUCUUCAGGGAUGUAUGUAACGCAGUUUUUGCUAUGCACUGCCUGUCCCCUCCUAUUGCUCACCGAGACUUGAAAGCGGAGAAUCUUUUGUUGAGUUCAGAUGGCUCAUGGAAGUUAUGUGAUUUUGGUAGCACUUCCACCAAUCACAAACGUUUUGAAAAGCCAGAAGAAAUGGGGAUUGAGGAAGACAAUAUCAGGAAGUACACAACUCCAGCCUACAGGGCCCCUGAGAUGUGGGAUCUGUUCCUGAGAGAAGUCAUUAAUGAGAAAGUGGACAUAUGGGCUCUUGGAUGUCUUCUUUUUCGCAUAUGCUACUUCAAAAGUGCUUUUGAUGGGGAAUCAAAGCUUCAAGUCUUAAAUGGAAACUACCGUAUUCCUGAUUUACCAAAAUACGAUUCAUCUAUCACGGACUUGAUAAGAGACAUGCUCCAAGCUAGACCAGAUGACAGACCAGAUAUCACGCAGGUCUGGUUUCGUGUUAAUGAGCAACUGCCUGUUAAUCUACAGAAAUCAUUACCCGAUAGACCUCCUGACUCACCCUCACCAAACAAUCAUGAAGGUAUGCCAAUGCCCUCAAACAGAUCACCUCCAAUGCCUCGUAGGAACCCACCUCCUCCUCCUUCAUCUGGAGAACACAAAACUACACCACAGCCAUCCCUUGCUUCUAGGGGAGGGGGCGAUGGGGGGCAGCUUGGUGCUUUCUGGUCUAGUCAGCAUGCAAAGGAUUCACUUGUCAGUGAGGACAAGAGCAAACCAAUUUUUGAUGAAGAUAGAGGUCGUCCUGAAAAUGAACAAAUAGUGAAAAAUGUUGGUACUAGCAGAGUGGUUAAUGCGCAAACUCAUACUGUGAAAAGCGGUACACAUGGAAAAUUACACAAGCCUGAUACCGCACCCUCAAAGGAUUUUGAAAUAAAUUUAUUCCAAGAUAAAGAUCGAAAGGAGAAUACAGCCAACUUUCAAAACCAGGCUUUUAACACUUUUGUUGCUGAAUUCGACACCACUAAGCUCAACUCUGGACCUAGUAACAAACCCGAAAGGGAACAAGCAUUAGAGGCUGAAGUGGAGAAACUCAAAGAGCAGCUGAAGGAAGCUAACGGGGAAAAAGCUGAAAUAACAUCAAAGUUUGAAAAGCUUUCUGCUAUCUGCCGAUCUCAAAGGCAAGAAUUGCAGGAUCUCAAGCAAGCACUAGCAGCUCGGACUCCUUCACCAAGUAAAGAGGGUUUGAAAACCUCUCCUGCAGUUACAUCAUCUGCACCUGUGCAGGAUAGAGCUGAAUGGAAAACUCCUAGUUCAGAACCAAAGUCAUGGCAAGCAUUUGCUGGGGAACCCCAACAACAAAAGGCCCAUUUGGCAGAAAAUACUGGCAAAUCUGUAAGGACAAAUAAUGGUCUGCAGAACAAGCAAUCUGUUCCACUCGCUACUAAUUUUGAUUCCUGGGGUUUCGGAACAGAUAGCUUCAGUGCUGUACCCGCUGGCAGCUCACAGAUGCAAAGACCUAGCAGUGCUGGAGGUAAGUCUCAGGGUUUUGGUGAGGCAAAGGCCUUUGAGAGUAAGCCAACUACUCAACCAGCUGGUUGGGCUGGUUUUUAA
Molecule: messenger RNA, 1989 nt
Organism: Sphenostylis stenocarpa
Lineage: Eukaryota; Viridiplantae; Streptophyta; Magnoliopsida; Fabales; Fabaceae
Source: the annotation of a GenBank genome assembly